AUGGAUUCAGACGGCGAUUCCGUCUUCGGUUACGAAGACGAAUCUGAUGCCUAUUCCCCAGAGGUGAAACCCAAAGCUAAACCGGCGCCGAAAAAGCCGACCACCGCCAAACCUAAGGCGGCCCCAACAACCGCCAAAGCUACCAAGGGCGCGACAAAAAAGCGGGCCAAGUCGGAGAGCGACGCCGAGGACAGUGUGCCAAAGAAACAGAAAAAGGCGCCAACGAAGAAGGCGAGCAAACCCCUCGCCGAAAUCGAGAAUGAUAGCAUGGUGGUGGAGGAGGACGGGGAUGGGGACGCGCCAGCUGCCGGCCCCACGGCCAAGUCCGACAAGACAGCAACCGAGAUGUAUCAGAAACUCACCCAACUCGAACACAUCAUCAAACGUCCCGACACCUACAUCGGCUCUGUCGAGCGCCUGGAUCAGAAGAUGUGGGUCUACAACACGUCCGAGAAGCUCAUGGAGAACCGCAACGUGGCCUACGUCCCGGGUUUGUACAAGAUCUUUGACGAGAUUCUCGUCAACGCCGCGGACAACAGCCAACGAGACAGCUCCAUGACAUAUCUCAAAGUCACCGUGGACCGUGCAACAGGCGAGAUUUCAGUCGAGAACAACGGAAAAGGCAUUCCGGUGGAAAUUCACGGCAAGGAGAAAUGCUACAUCCCCGAGCUCAUUUUCGGUCACCUCUUGACUGGUUCCAACUACGACGACAACGAGAAGAAGACGGUCGGUGGUCGUAACGGUUACGGUGCGAAGCUCACCAACAUCUUCAGUCAGAAGUUCUCCAUCGAGCUCCAAGACUCCGUAAACUGCAAACGGUACAAACAGACCUGGUCAAACAACAUGAGUGUCAUGGAGAAACCCAAGAUCCUCACGAACAAGUCUUCGGAUUUCGUCAAGGUGUCCUUCUUGCCUGACUACAAGCGGUUCGGGAUGGAGAACGGGAUUGAUGACGAUCUGGAGGGCUUGAUCUAUCGCCGUGUUUACGAUUUGGCCGGAACGGUGUCUGGGAUCAAGGUCUGGCUGAACGGCGAGCACCUCAAGAUCAACUUCAAGAGCUACUGUGAGCUGUACGCCAAGGCGAUUGCCAACGAGCGCGGUGAUCUUGCCGUCGAUGGCCAACGGCCGGCAGCGAAGGUCGAGUUUGACCAGCAGCGGCACAACGGCCGGCUGUGGCAGGUCGGUUUCACUGUUUCAGAUGGUUCUUUCCAGCAGGUGUCGUUCGUCAACAACAUCGCGACCACGUCCGGCGGUACGCACGUCAACUACAUUGCCGAUCAGAUCUGCGAAGCGCUAGGCAAGGAGAUGAACAAAAAGAAAAAGGGCCACUCUCUCAAGGCCUCGCAUUUCCGCAACCACAUCUUCAUCUUCAUCAACUGUCUCAUCGACAACCCGGCUUUUAACUCGCAGACCAAGGAGCAGUUGACCACCAAGAUGAGUGCCUUUGGCAGUAAGUGUGUGCUCAGCGACGCUUUCCUCAAAAAAGUCAAGGCCUCCGAGGCCAUUCAAAAUAUCAUGGAUUUUGCGGACAAGAAGGCGGAUAAGCUUCUCGCGAAAUCCGACGGAAACAAGCGCUCCCGCAUCAGCAACGACAAGCUCAUCGACGCCAACUGGGCCGGCUCCAAGCGCGGCCACGAGUGUACCUUGAUCUUGACCGAAGGUGACUCUGCCAGAGGGUUGGCCGUGGCCGGUCGUGCUGUUUUGGACCCCGACCGCAUUGGUGUGUUUCCGCUCCGUGGUAAAAUGCUCAACGUCCGCGAUGCAUCGCUGGACCAGAUCAUGAAGAACAAGGAAAUUGAGAACAUCAAAAAAAUCCUUGGCCUCAAGCACAAGCAAGACUACCGGGACACCAAGGGCCUUCGCUACGGCCAUCUGAUGAUCAUGGCCGAUCAGGAUUUGGACGGUAGCCAUAUCAAGGGGCUGCUCAUCAACUUCCUCGAAGUCCAGUUUCCGUCGCUGUUACGCGUGGAAGAUUUCUUCCAGGAGUUCAUCACCCCAGUGGUCAAGGUGUGGCAGGGUAACAAUCCCAAGAAGCCGCAGAACCUCAAAACUUUUUUCAAUUUGCCCCAGUACGAAACGUGGAAGGAUAACCACAAGUCUGAGAUUCGGAAGUGGAAAUACAAGUACUUGAAGGGUCUGGGUAGUUCCUCGAACGAGGACGCCCAGAUUUACUUCAAGGAUUUGGACCGCCAUCUGAAGAAGUUUGAGAUUCUAAAACCCGAAGAGUCCCAAUUAUUUGAGCUGGCUUUCUCCAAGAAAAAGGCCGACGCCCGUAAAGAAUGGUUGGGCAACUUUGUCCCAGGGACGUACAUGGACGUCACGGCCCACAGGAAGUCUUACACCGAUUUCGUCCACAAGGAACUCAUUCUUUUCAGUAUGGCCGAUAACAUGCGAUCCAUCCCCUCCAUGAUCGACGGUUUGAAGCCCGGUCAGCGCAAGGUCAUCUACGCUGCCUUCAAGCGAAAUCUUGUCAACGACCAAAAGGUUGCCGAACUUGCUGGUUAUAUCUCCGAGGUGGCCGCCUACCAUCACGGUGAAAUGUCCCUGCAGCAAACGAUUGUCGGCUUGGCGCAAACCUACGUCGGCUCCAACAACGUCAACUGCCUCGAGCCCAGCGGUAACUUUGGUUCUCGUCUUUCUGGUGGUUCGGAUGCCGCCAGCGCUCGUUACAUUCACACGCGACUCUCACCCUUUGCCCGGCGCGUUUUCUCGAAGCUUGAUGAGCCCAGCCUCGAAUACCAGGACGACGAUGGGAAGGAGAUUGAGCCCAAGGUCUACGUGCCGGUUAUCCCUAUGGUCCUCGUCAAUGGUGCCGACGGUAUCGGUACGGGUUGGAGUACACAAAUUCCCAACUACCACCCGGUACACAUUGUUGAGAACCUGAAGCGGCGGAUGGGCCGGUUUGACCCCGAGGACACUGAGGAGAAGCCAUUCCAGCCCAUGACCCCCUGGUUCCGCGGCUGGAAGGGCGUGGUGGAACCCGAUGGUCCCAACAGGUUCAAAUUUAACGGUAUUAUCAAGCAGGAUGAGCAGAAGCCGAAUGAGAUUCACGUCACUGAGCUGCCGAUCCGGAUGUGGACGGAUGACUUCAAAUCCAAGCUCGAAGACAUCAUCCGGGGUGAGAAGGUGUCCAGCUUCAUCAAGGAUUACCGCGAGUUCAACGACCAUCAGACUGUUCACUUCAUCAUCGACAUGGAGGACAAGCAUAUGAAGGCAGCCCUUGAGGAAGGACUUAUCGAGAAGUUCAAGCUCACCAAAUCCGUCACCACCACCAACCUCGUUGCGUUCAACACUCGUGGCCAGAUCCAGAAGUACGAGAAUACGGAACAAAUCAUGGAAGAGUUCUACAACUACCGCCUCAAGAUGUACUCGGCCCGGAAGAAGCACUGGCUCGGGGUCUACCACGCUGACUACCGCAAGCUCAAGAACCAGUACCGCUUCAUUUUGGAGAUCGUGGAAGAGAAGCUCGUGGUCAACCGGAAAAGGAAGGCCGUGCUCGUCCAGGAACUCCGUGACAGGAAGUACGAGGCUUUCCCGCCGAAGGACGACAAGAAGAAGUCCGACGAGGAGCUUAACAACGAGGGUGAAGAGGAAGAGACAGCGAGCGGUGCACGAGAUUAUGACUACCUUCUGUCGAUGGCCAUUUGGUCGCUUACCACCGAACGUCUUGAGAAGCUCAAGAACCAGAUCGCAGCCAAGAAGGCCGAGUAUGAUGAACUCGACGCAUUGAGCGAGAAGGACCUCUGGAUCAAGGACCUCGAUGGGUUCCUCGAAGAGUGGCACACUCAGUUGAAGCUCGAAGAGGAGAUCACCACCGGUAUCCGCAGAAUGGGUCGUCGCGCAUCGGCCAAGAUUGGCGCCGGCAAGGGCCGCCGUAUCAAGGACGACGAUGACUACCAGCCCGAGAAGAAGACCAAGGGCAAGGCUGUCAAGGCUGAGAAGGUCGAGACCAAGACCCACCAGAGAUUCACCGAGAAGUUCCAGGCCGCUUCCAAACCCAAGCCGAAGGCCGACCUCUCGGAUGACGACGACUUCGCCUUUCUCGGCAAGAAGGCGAUGGUGAAGACCGAGGUCGACGACGCUCCUGCUCCGGCGGCCGCCGCAGCUACCGGCCGCAACAAACGGGCGGCUGCGACCAAGUCCAAGUAUGUGCUGAGUGACGAUUCGGACGACGACUUCAUGGAGCUGGGCAAGGCCGACGUCAAGGAUGAGUCUGAAGACCCGCCCGAGGAGGUGAUCCCGAAACCGACAAAGAGAGCAGCAGCCAAAGCCAAGCCAUCAUACGCGGACGAGGACGACGAAUCUGACGCCGAGGAAGUCGCCGCAAAGCCAACCAAGCGGGCCGCAGCCAAAGCCAAGCGCUCAUACAUUGAUGAUGAGUUCGGCUCAGACAGUGACGAGGAUAACGGUGAUGACCUGCUCGGCGACGUUGGUGCCAUGGUCAAGGGCAUAGGAGCUCCGGCGACCAACAGUGGCAGGCUUAGUCUGUUUGCCAUGUCUCGGCCGGAAGCGGGCGAUGCGCCGCUCCCCAGGGUGAAGUCCAGGCAGUCGAGGUCGGUCCUAGAAGUCGACGACCACGACGACACCAACUACGAGGCCCUCGCCAUGUCCUCUCCGCGUAAGUCUACCACCACCAAAUCCGACGAUAUCGACGAUUUCUUAUCUGACGACGACUUGCCUGCCCCACCAAAAGCCACCGCAAAGCCAGCCGCCUCCUCCAAAGCCAAGGCCCCCCUCAGUGUCGUCCCCGGUGCAGCCAAGAAACGCGGCCGCCCGGCCGGCGCCAAGAACAAGCCCAAGGACGACGCCGCCGCCGCCGCGCCGGCCCCCAAGGCCAAGGGCAAGACGGCCGUCUCGCUCGCCAAGUCCAAAACCGCCGCCCUCUCACCCGCCGCCAAAGCGUACGCCGCCAAAAAGGCCAAGUCCAGCCGCAAGGUUCUCGACGACGACGACGAUAACGACGAGCUCAUGGAGGACGCGCCGGCUAGCCCCCCGCCGUCCAAACCCCUAGCGCGCAGACCUGGCCGCGCGGCUGCGGCCAAGGCCAAACCGAUUGUCGAUGAAGACGAGGACGAUUCCUUCGUCAGCGCCGAUUCUGGCGGCGAGGGCGCCCGUGCCAAGGGCAAGAGUAAGAAGAGAGUUGAUAGUGAUGCGUUUGAUAUGGAUGAGGAUAGUGACUAG
Molecule: messenger RNA, 5181 nt
Organism: Dichotomopilus funicola
Lineage: Eukaryota; Fungi; Ascomycota; Sordariomycetes; Sordariales; Chaetomiaceae
Product: DNA topoisomerase
Exons: 4
Coding region: 1-5181 (1726 amino acids)
Biological process (GO): sister chromatid segregation; resolution of meiotic recombination intermediates; DNA topological change
Cellular component (GO): nucleus
Molecular function (GO): ATP binding; DNA topoisomerase type II (double strand cut, ATP-hydrolyzing) activity; DNA binding
Source: RefSeq, a predicted model, not a curated record